AAUGGGAAAACCUACAAGAAGUGACAUCGAUUAAAAGUCGUUAAUUUUCUUCUUCCCCCCAUUACAUUCCAGGGGAAAUUGCCAAAAAAAAUUCCCAAAAAGUUUGAUCCUUGUGAUUCUUUCCGAGUGGGGGACCUCUCAUUUCUCUCCGAACAAAUAACGAUUGCUUGAUUGUCCGUAGAAAGCCGUAAUUGGGAACCCCUUUUGUUAUCCAAUGGCAUCUUGCGAUUGGUUGGUCACAGUAGAUAAGAUUGUCGAUCACAUAAUCGAAUCUCUCCAAUCUACUGUGUUUCUUCUGGUCCCUCGCAGAUUGGUCAUGUGCAGUUGCCAGUUGGAUAACGUCGUUGAUGAUGAAUGAUGGGUCCCCAUUUGCAGCCACGUACCCUCCUCCACGCUGGAAAAGGGCUCCCACGUCACCCCACAAAAGUGGCAGCCAAGAAAUGGACAAAAUUUCUGAUGAUGAUGAUGAUAACAAAGGAAAGAACCAGGCCUUGGUUCAGUUCAGCUUCAGAACUCUCUUGUGUUCUUUUUCCCCAAGUCAGAGUCGCAGCUGCAUUUUUCCCGUUUUUGCUUGCGGAAGAACUGCUUGGCUUAAGAGUGUUCAUAAGCAACAAAUAGGUUUCUUUGGUUUAACUUUCAAUGAGAAAAUUGAGUUUCUGUGUGAACACAUCAUCUUGGAUCUUGGAAAAUAAUGGCAGGAUACUUUCCAAUGGAAUCCAUCGGCUUCUCCCCCGUUAACGCGGAUCGGCUUGGAAGAAGACCAGUGGAUUUGCUAUUAGGACUUACUCAAACAUGAAUGUGUGGGUGGACUUGAGGUGAUAGAGAUUUUGAAUAUGAGCCAAUGGAGAAAACUUGUGAAUUCUGUGCUUCAUUGAGGCCAAUUAUUUACUGUACACCUGAUGCAGCCCAUCUUUGCCUUUCCUGUGAUGCAAAAGUUCAUUCAGCUAAUGCACUUUCGAGUCGACAUCUUCGGACCCUCUUGUGCGAUAUGUGCCGAACUUUCCCUGCUUAUCUUCAGUGUUUAGAUCAUCAGAUGUUCUUGUGUCAUAGCUGCGACCGAACCCUUCAUGUCGCCCCUUCCCAACACCAGAAAAGGACCAUCAGAGGAUACAUGGGAUGUCCUUCAGCCAAGGAUUUUGCAGCACUUUGGGGUUUUCAUAUAAAUGAAGUUGACAAUUGUGGCUCCGAAACUUCUAACGUUACGACUUUCGACGCUCAGGGACGCACUUUUUCAAAUAUAGCAGGGGUCGCUAGAAUGAGCCAUCCCCCUUAUGUCUCUGCCUCUGGUGCUGAAGCUGAAAACAAGGUGAUUUACAAAGGUCAAGAGAAGGGCGCUUCAUUCAUUUUACAACAAAUUCUAGACUUGAGUCGUCUCCAGCUUAUAAAGAAGUAUAACCACUCGCCUUUGAUAAUCGGUGAGCGAAAAGAUGGCAUGUCUUCUUCAUGGCCUUGCAUUUCAGAAAAGUUUGAGCAGUCUCUCAGUCAGCAUCUGCAGCAUUCCGAAGACCGCAGUACCGGCCUUCAGCAAAAGGACAGUUUACUUCAGGAGCUGAAAAUCACUCCGUUUUCUCAGCUCGAGAAUCUCCCAUUGUCGUCAGCUAGUUUGCUUCCUUCCCAUGGAGAAUCCCUUUGGCAUUGUAAAAGUCCGGCUGAAAAUAGUCAGCUAUGGUCUCAAAAUAUGCAAGAUCUGGGGGUUUGUGAUGAGCUUGUUUGUCGCGAUGAUUUCAACAUACCUGAAGUUGAUUUAACGUUCCAGAGUUUUGACGAUAUAUUCAAUGGUGAUCAAGAUCCUAUCAUAGGACUACUUGAUAGUAAAGAAGAGUCGUACUCCUCCAUGGAGAAGGAUAUGUUGCUCGAUAAAUCGGAUAAUUGCCAUGGAAAAGGGAUGGAGGCGAGCUCCGUGACAUCGUCUUCCAUCUUCCCAUCUACUCUUAUGGACAAAGAUAAUGACCCCCCUACGAGUGCAAGCACAGAAUUUGUUCAUCCAAUCCGACCCUCUUAUUCGACUUUGCCAUUCUCCGAUUCUAGGAUAAGUGUUGACAGUGCAGGUAUAGACUGCCCUGAUGGAGCGGAAGGUGAACUUUCAUGUAGCUUCCCUUACCACCGGGAGCGCAAACUCUCAACGCCCCACAACGACGCUGCAAAGAGAGGGCAGAAAGGAAAGAAGCAGUCUCAACUGCAAGAGAAACAAAUCCGACGAAAGGCCAGAUCAGUCGUGAAGAAACGGGUAAAGGGAAGAUACGAGAAGGCGGAGCGAUAUGAAUCCGAUACCAUUGCCAUCAGUAGAAGUUAUUGAACUUCCUUCCAUUUUGUGUUUCCUUUUUGUACAUCAUUUUCAACAUGAGAAGGUAUCUCUAAUCUCUCCACAGUGUGAGCCUUGAUAAUUGAAUCUAAUUGACAAUCAUGAUGGAGAUUUCCAUUCUUUUUGUUGAGCUGCUUUAUCAAAAUGGGAAAUGGAGGGUGCUGUUUAAUUA
Momordica charantia (bitter melon) is the source of this 2474-nucleotide messenger RNA. RefSeq names its product putative zinc finger protein At1g68190. The record is from RefSeq and is a predicted model, not a curated record. Gene Ontology annotation, molecular function: zinc ion binding. Lineage: Eukaryota; Viridiplantae; Streptophyta; Magnoliopsida; Cucurbitales; Cucurbitaceae.